AUCAUGCAAAAAAGCGAAAUAAUAUUAAUGCCAUUGAACCUCACAGGCAGCAAUGAGAUACCAUUAAUCUUGAAAGUUUUCGGAAAAUUAAUUCAACUAAAUCUACGUAAAAAUGACCAAAUUGUAUCGCCCGCGUUUGAAGUAUGGAAAGAUAAUGCAAAAGGUAUCACAGAAAAAAUGUCGCAAUUAAAAGCAUUGGAUUCUUGCUUCUAUUUUCACGAGGAUUACGUCAGCUCUGCAGCCAUCAACUUUUGUCACGAAAAUGGAUUGGAAGGACUCAUUUUUGUAGAAAACAAUACAUUUGAGAUUCGGCCUUUGCGGAGCGAAUUUGCUCCAUUGUCCUUGAUUGACGACUUUUGCAUUAAAGAAGAAAUUAAUCUUUCAUUUGGCAAACCUCAUCUUAUUAAAACAUCGGUACAAUAUUUUGAUGAUUCAAAUCUGUAUUUUUUGAACAAUUUAACACGAAAACGACGUGACGUUCGAAAUACAGAACAAAAAUUAACCAUAGAACUUGCCGUUUUUUUCGACGAAGCAGCAUAUCGCACAUUCAUGCCUCUUCUGGACAACGAUAAGGAAAAGAUACGCUGUAUGAUAUUAGCGUAUGUGAAUCGUAUCCAGGCUGCGUUCCAUCAUCCCAGUUUGGGUGUCACUAUUGAUAUUUCACUAGUACAUUUAGACAUUAUGGAAAACCAGCCGUCACAAUUGCCAGUUGUCGAUUUAGAUUACUUGGAUCUGCUUCGUUCAUUUUGCAAGUACGCACAAACUCUAAAUUCCUCGGACAAAGAUUUGCAUCACUGGGACUUUGGCAUUUACCUAACCGGAAUAGAUCUUUUUAAGUAUGAAAACAUAAAAACUUUGUUAACAUUUAUAAAACGUGUGAAGAAUUAUGACACAAAAGGAGCAGCCGCCGAAGGUACAUGCAUAAAAAUUGGAUCAUGCGCAAUAGCGGAAUUUCGUGCUACAUCUGAAAUCAUAUCAUUGGGUUUAAGAUCAUCUCUCAUUGCUACUCAUGAGAUCGGUCAUCUUUUAGGAUUGACACAUGAUAUAGAUUUAAAACCAGGAAGCAAAUACAAAUACGUCAUGUCAGAGUAUCAUAGGAACGAAAUCCUUAUAGCAUGGUCUGAGAGAAGUCGUAACGAAAUAAAAAAACUCUGGGAAAGAAAAGAAUGUUUUCGAAGCUAUAAGAAACCCAAAAAUCUCAGUGACGCAUAUUUAUUCGAUAGUUCUAUUCGUUACAGUAUACCCGGAAGAGAAGCGACUGCCAAAGCACAAUGUGAAGUAUAUUUACGCGACAAGAAUGCGAACGUAGUCACGUUACAUGAUAUAUGUGAAACUUUACAAUGCGAAGUCCCUCACACGAAUACGUAUUAUUUCACGGGACCCGCGCUGGCUGGAACUUAUUGCGCAUUCGGCAUGGAAUGUCGCGGCGAAAAAUGCGUCCCCGUUAUCGAGCCGCCAUACAAUUUCAAGGAAUGUGAAAAUGACAACUGGAGUGAAUGGAAGGAAGACUCCUGUAAAAACUCCUAUUGCUUGGAAAAAUCCAAAGGCGUACGAGACAAACGACGUUUUUGCAAACACCAGAAUCGCAGAACAGCAAAUUGCAUUGGACCAUAUUACGACGUGGUUUUGUGCGAUGCUUCUUCACUAUGUAGUGGAAAACGCAAGACGGUUGCCGAAUUUGCUGCCACCAAAUGCGACGAAUUCAGCCGUAUCAUGUCUGAACUGGAACUGAAACGGGGUUGGCAGCUAUCUCAUGCAGUGAAUAAACCGUGGAUAGCCUGUACUAUAUAUUGUGCACGAAAGAACUUUUCUACAUAUUUUACGCUUCGCAAGGAAUUGCUCAACUUUGGUAUCGAUCCAUAUUUUCCCGAUGGAACGUGGUGUUACAAAGAAGGUGACCAGGAUUAUUAUUGCCGCUUUCAUCAUUGUCUGCCUGAAAACUACUCAUUGGAAAAAAAUUGGGGGAAACAUUAUCUACGUGUGUAAAUGAAUAUCCAGAAAAACAGAAAUUGCAAAACAUGCUUAAGUCAAUUUAGAAGUUUUCCAAUUUGUUUUGUACCUCACAUUAACCAUUAAUCUUUUGCGAACAAAAAUAAUUUAGUCUUUUUUAAUAAAAUAUAUUUAGAAAAAAUUAAGUAUAUGUAAGAAAGUUUGAUUGAGUUUUAUGAUAGAAAAAUUAAUUAAAUUAUUUUGUUAUACUGGACAAACGAGAGCGUGC
Molecule: messenger RNA, 2218 nt
Organism: Linepithema humile (Argentine ant)
Lineage: Eukaryota; Metazoa; Arthropoda; Insecta; Hymenoptera; Formicidae
Product: A disintegrin and metalloproteinase with thrombospondin motifs adt-2-like
Biological process (GO): proteolysis; extracellular matrix organization
Cellular component (GO): extracellular matrix
Molecular function (GO): metalloendopeptidase activity
Source: RefSeq, a predicted model, not a curated record